Molecule: messenger RNA, 7681 nt
Organism: Trichechus manatus latirostris (Florida manatee)
Lineage: Eukaryota; Metazoa; Chordata; Mammalia; Sirenia; Trichechidae
Gene: HMGCR
Product: 3-hydroxy-3-methylglutaryl-CoA reductase
Exons: 20
Coding region: 1686-4352 (888 amino acids)
Biological process (GO): coenzyme A metabolic process; isoprenoid biosynthetic process; sterol biosynthetic process
Cellular component (GO): peroxisomal membrane; endoplasmic reticulum membrane
Molecular function (GO): protein binding; hydroxymethylglutaryl-CoA reductase (NADPH) activity; NADP binding
Source: RefSeq, a predicted model, not a curated record
UUGGGCCUGGUUGGUAGCGGUUUUCGAGUUUCUCCCGACCCGGGAAGUGGCUGCCGGCAGCUCCAGUCGGCCUGGCUGGACCUGCGUUUGCGGCUUUGUCGGUGUGGCAGCCCGCCCGCUGGCACUGCGAGGAGACGUCCUUGAGGCCCGGCCGCUCGAACGGCAGAUGGCACCACUCUCGGGGGAGCCUGGGACCAGACUGGGCCUGACGGGCGGGCGGCAUCCGGCCUCUUCUUGGCCGUAGUGACGAUUGGUGUACUGGCGGGGCAUGCCCCUGUUCGGCGGUCCUGUCCGAGGUGCUCAGUGCUGGCCGCGCAGUUACAGUCACCGGGGCUCCGGACAGUGCCAGGCAGGGUGACUACGGGGGCCCCCUAGUUCGAGGAAUGCCGCGAGGCUGUGGGGCAAGCCCGGCGCCGGCAGCUCGCGGAGAGGACGGAAAAAGAGUCUGCGCGGUCCCUGAUUAGUUCACGCCCAGGCGUUGCUGUUCGUCAGCACCUUUUUUAAGUAACGGAGGAAAAUCUCCAUAAAUGCUCUUGACUAACUCACAGCCGUGGACGAACGGGUUGAGAGGUUGCAGAGUCCUCUGUAGGGACUCGCCCAAAGACUUAAAUGGUUUCUUUUUCUUGUGAGGGGAGUAGUCUUUUUGGUGCUGGUAUCUUUUAGUUUAUACCUUGUAGAUUUUUGGGAUUUGGUUAUGGUUAGGGAAAAUGUACCUUGGAGGUUCAAAAAUCUCACAAUUUCUGCGGUAGGAGGAGGUCGAUGUACUUUAUCUUAAUACUCGUUUGAAAUAUUUCAGGGUUUUGAGGACAUGCCUUCUUAGACUUGCUCUAGAAAAUUUAUAUAGGAAGCAUUUGUUUCUGAUUCAUACUGAAUAAUUGUGCAUAAUUCCAGCGUCUCACUAGGUAAAGAAUGUAUUUUUUGUUUGGUUACUUGUGAAUUUAUAUUCCUGUCCAUGCAGUAAAAGACCUUUUAUGAUUUAGAGAUAACCUAGCAAAGGCCUGGGCCGUACUUUGGGGAUAGACUGGAUUUUGCAGGCCUGCUUUCUUUUAGUGUCUUUCCGGAAUUUAUGGUAAGCUUGACAGUAAGGAAAAACAGGAAUUAGCAAAAUGAAGGUUAAGAAUAGUAAUAAUUAUUCAUAGAUUACAGCAUUAACAUAUGAAAACUGUUGUGUGUAUGGCACAACCAUUUCAAAAUAAAAUGAGUGUGUGUGUGUGUGUGUGUGUGUGUUUUCCUUCUGGCCUAGUUUCAUAAUAGCCACAUUAUAGAAUCUAUUUUGGUUGACUUAUAUGAAAUUGCUGAUAUUUGAAAUUUGACCGUUUCUUACCGUCAAAAAUAGAGGUUUUAUAUGGUUUCACUUAAUACUGUCUUUGUCAGAGAGCUUUGGAACUCCAGCUUCAUCCAAAUGUUAUAGAUGAAGAAGCAAGUGAAUGAAAAGAGAGAUGUGACUCACACAGUCAUACAGGUAGCAUAUAAUAGAGCUGGGUGUAGAAUCCGUAUUUCCUCAUUUUGAGUGCAGUUUUUUUUUUUUUUUUUUCCUCUCUAGGGUACUACGCUGAGAGCAGAAUGCUAGAUCCUGUUGGGUUUUAAAACGACUGCAAUAUAAACCAUGGCUCUUAGCCUUCAAAGAGACCAAACGCACACAUUAACUAAUUUGAGAACAAUGAUCCAAGGACCCUGUAGCUACAAUGUUGUCGAGACUUUUCCGGAUGCACGGCCUCUUUGUGGCUUCCCAUCCUUGGGAAGUGAUAGUGGGGACGGUGACACUAACCAUCUGUAUGAUGUCCAUGAACAUGUUUACUGGAAAUGAUAAGAUCUGUGGUUGGAAUUACGAGUGUCCAAAGUUUGAAGAGGAUGUUUUGAGCAGUGACAUUAUAAUACUGACAAUAACACGAUGCAUAGCAAUCCUGUAUAUUUAUUUCCAGUUCCAGAAUUUACGUCAGCUUGGAUCAAAAUAUAUUUUGGGUAUUGCUGGUCUCUUCACAAUUUUCUCAAGUUUCGUAUUUAGUACAGUUGUCAUUCAUUUCUUAGAUAAAGAAUUGACAGGCUUGAAUGAAGCUUUGCCCUUUUUCCUACUUUUGAUUGACCUUUCCAGAGCGAGUGCAUUAGCAAAGUUUGCCCUCAGUUCUAAUUCACAGGAUGAAGUAAGGGAAAAUAUUGCUCGUGGAAUGGCAAUUUUAGGUCCCACGUUCACCCUUGAUGCUCUUGUUGAAUGUCUUGUGAUUGGAGUGGGUACCAUGUCAGGGGUGCGCCAACUUGAAAUUAUGUGCUGUUUUGGCUGCAUGUCAGUUCUUGCCAACUACUUCGUGUUCAUGACUUUCUUUCCAGCUUGUGUGUCUUUGGUAUUAGAGCUUUCUCGGGAAAGCCGUGAGGGUCGUCCGAUUUGGCAGCUCAGCCAUUUUGCCCGAGUUUUAGAAGAAGAAGAAAAUAAACCAAAUCCUGUAACUCAGAGGGUCAAGAUGAUUAUGUCUCUAGGCUUGGUUCUUGUUCAUGCUCACAGUCGCUGGAUAGCUGAUCCUUCUCCUCAAAACAGUACAGCAGAAAACUCUAAGGUUUCAUUGGAAUUGGAUGAAAAUGUGUCCAAGAGAAUUGAACCAAAUGUUUCUCUCUGGCAAUUUUAUCUCUCUAAAAUGGUCAGCAUGGAUAUUGAACAAGUUAUUACUCUAAGUUUAGCUCUCCUUCUGGCUGUCAAGUACAUCUUCUUUGAACAAGCAGAGACAGAAUCUACACUGUCACUAAAAAAUCCUAUCACAUCUCCUGUAGUGAACCAAAAGAAAGUCCCAGACAAUUGUUGUAGACGUGAAUCUCCACUGGUCAGAAAUAACCAGAAAUUCCAUGCAACGGGGGAGGAGGCAGGGAUAAACCGAGAAAGAAAAGCUGAAGUUAUAAAACCCUUAGUUACAGAAACUGACACCUCAAACAGAGCUACAUUUGUGGUUGGUAACUCUUCCUUACUCGGUACUUCACCGAUACUGGAGACACAGGAACCUGAAAUUGAACUUCCCAGGGAGCCUCGGCCUAAUGAAGAAUGUCUGCAGAUACUUGAGAGUGCAGAGAAAGGUGCAAAAUUCCUUAGUGAUGCUGAGGUCAUCAGACUAGUCAAUGCUAAGCAUAUCCCGGCUUACAAAUUGGAAACUCUGAUGGAAACCCAUGAACGAGGUGUAUCUAUUCGCCGACAGAUACUUUCCGAAAAGCUUCCAGAGCCUUCCUCACUCCAGUAUCUACCUUACAGGGACUAUAAUUACUCCUUGGUGAUGGGAGCUUGUUGUGAAAAUGUUAUCGGAUAUAUGCCCAUCCCUGUUGGAGUGGCAGGACCUCUGUGCUUGGAUGGAAAAGAAUUUCACAUUCCAAUGGCAACAACAGAAGGUUGUCUUGUGGCCAGCACGAAUAGAGGCUGCAGAGCAAUAGGUCUUGGUGGAGGUGCCAGCAGCCGAGUCCUUGCCGAUGGGAUGACUCGUGGCCCAGUUGUGCGUCUUCCCCGUGCUUGUGACUCCGCAGAAGUGAAAGCCUGGCUUGACACAGCUGAAGGGUUCACAGUGAUGAAGGAGGCGUUUGACAGCACCAGCAGAUAUGCACGUCUACAGAAAAUUCAUACAAGUCUGGCUGGACGCAACCUUUAUAUUCGUUUCCAGUCGAGGACAGGUGAUGCCAUGGGGAUGAACAUGAUUUCAAAGGGUACAGAGAAAGCGCUUUCAAAACUUCACGAGCUUUUCCCUGACGUGCAGAUUCUGGCAGUUAGUGGCAACUACUGUACUGACAAGAAACCCGCUGCUAUAAAUUGGAUAGAGGGGAGAGGAAAGUCUGUUGUUUGUGAAGCUGUCAUUCCAGCCAAGGUGGUCAGAGAAGUAUUAAAGACUACUACAGAAGCUAUGAUUGAAGUAAACAUUAAUAAGAAUCUGGUGGGCUCUGCCAUGGCCGGGAGCAUAGGAGGCUACAAUGCGCAUGCGGCAAAUAUUGUAACUGCUAUCUACAUUGCUUGUGGACAGGAUGCAGCACAGAACGUUGGUAGCUCAAACUGUAUUACUUUAAUGGAAGCAAGUGGUCCCACAAAUGAAGAUUUGUAUAUCAGUUGCACCAUGCCAUCUAUAGAAAUAGGAACCGUGGGUGGUGGGACCAACCUACUACCUCAGCAAGCCUGUUUGCAGAUGUUAGGUGUUCAAGGAGCCUGCAGAGACAAUCCUGGGGAAAAUGCCCGGCAGCUUGCCAGAAUCGUUUGUGCUACAGUGAUGGCUGGGGAGUUGUCACUGAUGGCAGCAUUGGCAGCAGGACAUCUUGUCAAAAGUCACAUGAUUCACAACAGGUCAAAGAUAAAUUUACAAGACCUCCAAGGAACUUGCACAAAGAAAACAGCUUGAAUAGCCUGACACUUCUGAACUGAAACACAGGCCCUGGGUUCUAAAGGACUAACAUAAAAUCUGUGAAUUAAAAAGCUCAAUGCAGUAUCUUGUUGAGGAUGAAUAAAUGUGACCAGUGAGACGACUGGUUUUGGGCUGUUUCAGAGAGGUCUGAGGUCUUCCUUUCCAUGGCUAGUCCUCAGAUCCGAAAACAGUUUAGUGCUUUACAUGCUGUGUUCUUUGGAAAGAUCUCAAUAUGGAUAUUAUUAUGCUUCAAAAGCAUCACAGAUGGUAACCUACAGCUCACUUCUGAAAGAGAAUACAAGCUGGAAAAAAAGUGUCUUGGUGAAAUUCACGAAGUUCAUGGUGAUCAGUGUGAGAUUUUCCCCCUGGGCUGAAAAUGGAUUUUUAAAUUAUACUGUGGCUGAUUUUAUAGUUAAAUUAUUAAGUCUGGGUUAUAGAACUUUAAGAAAUAAGAACUAAGUUUAUUUUUUGUGAACUAAUACUUCAUUUGGUGCUGGUCUAUCUUGAUUUUUGGGGGUAGGUUUUAAACAUUAUUGUUUAGAAGGGGACCUGCUUUCUUCAAGAGAAGAUUACUCUUAUUCCCAAACUACAGAAUAAUGUGCUAAACAAUGUUAAAUAGUACUCUAGCAAGAAAACAAAAACUGCAUUUAUUGCUACAGGCUGUUUGUUCAGAGAGGUCUCUUGUUCAAAGGUAAAUGUUUGUCUAGAUUGGCUAUACCAUGUCUUUUCAGCAUAAGGCUUGAAGAAAUGUAGUGUUUUGUGCUCUUUACUAAAGAUACAGGAGCUCUUAAUGUACAAAAGGGUGAGUGUUUAUUGAGUACAAACAUGUCUGUGACCUCUCAGAACUCAAAGCAUGGAAAAUGCAAGUUUGAAAGAAAAUACCAAUUCUCUUAGCCAAUGGAAAUUUCUUAAAAGACCAUUUAGGUGAAAAAUCUAGAUAAUCGUUUUUUGUAAACAAUUGUAUCAAACCUGUAUAUGUUGUAAUAAAGCUUCUUAUGCAAGGAGUUUAUUGAAAGUAUUCAAGGGAUAAAUAAAAAUCAACUUGUAUACUGGUAAAAUACUCCAGUUUGGGCUGGAGAAGAUAGUGUUCUUUAAUGUUGUCCAGAAAACCCUGGCUUGCUUCUCAAGCCUAGUGAAAGGGAAGGUCUGCUUAGAGAGCCAGUGAAAAAGCCACAUGAGUGGCCCUGGAUGAGUGUACGUUGUUCCUGUGGCCAGGAGGUUGGUGACUGUGAAACAUUAACACAGGGCUCUUUGAUGGACCCAUAAAAGCUCAGCUUCCUCAGGGGGUCAGCAAAGUUGUUGAAUCUUAAUUUUUUUUUUUUUUUAAUGUAUAAGUUUUGUGUAAAUAAUAAAGAACUCCUUAUUUUGUAUUACAUCUGAUGUUUUAAAUGUUGGUCUUGGAAAGCUGAUGUCUCAUUAGGAGAUGGACUUUGUAAAACAUUCCAGUAAUACUCUUGGCAGCAUGGAGAGCCUCUGAGUAAUGGUGUCUGCAGUAUUGUUUCGGAAGAUUUACCUUUUCUGUUGUAUGGAAGGUUUAAAUUGCUUCUGUUGUGACUUUUCAGCCGGUGACUUCUUAUUUAUCUGAACUUUUCACGGAAGUGGCAGUGAAAAGUAUGUUGAAUGUUCAUUUUGGUGACUGUAACCAGUAUCAUCUUGCUAAAUUAAUGUUUUGUAUAAUUGCUAAAUUGUAUACAUUUUGUUAUAGAGCACAUUUUUCCAGUUCUAGUAAAUUACGAAAAGGAAGUUAAUACUGAUAAGUGUGAGUGGUCACCUUUUUUAUAUGGAGUAACCCUAGGCCUGAGGCCUGGAAGCUUGUAAAGAUUGGCUAGACUAGUGACCUGUAAUUCAUGUUAGGAGUCCUGUGACCAUUUAUCAUUCUCCAUUAUAGUCUCCAACUUUACAUUAAUGGUAAGUUGGUGUUAAAUACGCAUUAAAAUCAGUGGAUUUGAUUAGUUUUUCACAUAUACCUGUCACUACUUGUAUUCUCAAGUGGUGCUUACUGCCCUGUGCUUAUCUGGUUAUAACCUGCUGUGUGGGAUAAGACUGAGUUUAAAAUGACAAAUUAUCCCUUCCUCUUCCCUCUUAGUAUACCCUUUACAUCUUUUCUUCAGAGAUGACUGGUUACUACUUUACGUGGCCUGCUCCGUUAGUUGCAUGACUGUUUGAAAAGGAAUACUGCUUUUGAACCGGCAGCAUCCUUGGUGGGUCCCUAGGCUUUACAACCCAGUCAUUGUAGAAAAGACAGGAUGCUUUUUUGUUGUUUAUACUGAAAAUUUCCUCUGGAUAGUCUUAGGUCACAAAUACUAGGGCUGGGGGCUACUGGUUCUCAACUUCCAUUUGUUUGCAAGCCACAGAAACCAAUUCUGGCUAAUUAAGCAAAAUGGGAAUUUAUUAGCAGGCUAGGGUGAUUGGGAGAGGGUAGAGAAACAUGUUCUGGGAAGUGGUCAGAGCCAAGGCUGCUCCUGGGCAUCAGGAAGUAGGAAUUAUGGAAUCGACUUAUUUCCAACAGGAAUAAUUGGUUCUGAGCACACUCACUGAGAUUAUAUUUAAAAAGCCAAUCAUUUAUUAUUUCCUCAAGAUUUAUAGUCCUGGAAAAGAGUAGAAUUAUUGAAUGAAGUACUGUCCCAUGGCUAUACUGAGGUCCAAGAGGAAAGGAUAUGGUGGAGGAAAGAAUCUGGUGGCCCCAUAAGCUGCCAUAGUGGAAGGUGGGCCCUUAGAUUUUCAGCCAGACUACUUUUGGAUAUUGGGAAUGGGUAGGUUGGUUGGGAGGAAAAGGGAAUAAAGAUUGGGCAGUCAAAAAUAGCCAUUACAAGCAUGCAUAUAAACUACUGUAAUCGCUGAAUAGGAGAGGAGUUGGGGAUUUGUCGAGCUCAGUAUAGCUGAGAUUGGCCUCUUAGAAGAGCUGACUCCCAUUUACUUGCAAUUAUAGACCGCCCUUCUGCUGUAAAAGGUGUGUGAGGUUAAAAGGUGUGUGUGAGCCAUUAAGAACCAGGUACUAGAGAAUCAGUUUGAAUUUUUCGCCUAAAAUGACCUGUGAUCGCCCUGUAUGGUCAGCUGAACAAAGCAGCCUGGACAGAAGACAAUGAAGGCUUUUCAUUCCCCUUUCUGCUUGGGGUAUUUGAUGAGCAGUGAGAUGUGUGUGGCAAAACAUGAUUUUUUCCCAGGAGAGGAUACAGAAUUAAAUCUAAAGGGAACAUCUCACAUUGAAGGGUCUGAGCUCAAACGCGAGGACACAGAACAGUAAAACACAUUGAUUACCGAUCCAGAAGUACAGAAGGUUGAAGUGAAAGCAGUAAGUUCAUUGUAGAGAUUUUUUUUUUCCCCCA